This is a messenger RNA of Xenopus tropicalis (tropical clawed frog), 1624 nucleotides long. RefSeq names its product growth factor independent 1B transcription repressor (gene gfi1b). The record is from RefSeq and is a predicted model, not a curated record. The coding region runs from base 140 to 1171 and encodes 343 amino acids. NCBI's taxonomy places the organism in Eukaryota, Metazoa, Chordata, Amphibia, Anura, Pipidae. The transcript has 7 exons. Gene Ontology annotation, cellular component: nucleus.
AAAAUCAGGGCGGGGGGAAAAAAGCUGAGAGGCCAAAGGGAGAGCGACAGAGAUCAGGACACAUGAACUCAGCAGCAGCAACAGCCGGCUAAGGAGAAUAUACACAUCGUUUGCUUCCCUACUCUACUGGACUGAGAGAAUGCCCCGGUCAUUUUUGGUAAAAAGUAAAAAAACACACACAUACCACCAGCAUCGCUAUGUUGAAGAGCAACCAGUUGUUGGACUUGACCUACUGGCAACAUCCUACUAUGCUCAUUGUGCUGAAUUCCCAGUGGAACCCCCAGCUUUCAGCACUGACCGUAACGAUAAAGUACAUACGCCGGAAAAUACCACAACAGAAGAGACGGACAUCGAUCCAGGCGAUUCAAGAGAGAAGAUCCCAUUCAUAAGUAGAAGCAUCUCCCCAAAUGCAUUCCAAGGAAUAGCACUGUCUUCAAUGAGACCUUCAAAACCCUAUGACCCCAGCCCCCUGUCUGCCUUCUACGCACAGAACUUCUCUUGGGAAACGCUGCACUCCACUUAUGGCUUCAAGCAGAUACCAUCCCAAAUACAUCCUUCCAUGCUCCAGAACUCCAUCAACCUGUAUAGUUGUCCCCCAACGCUGGACUCGGACUCUGACCACCCCAUCAAUUAUAGCAUGAGCUACUCUCCAAAAAUGGAUAGCUACCACUGUGUGAAGUGUAGCAAAGUCUUCUCCACAUCUCAUGGCUUGGAGGUCCAUGUCCGAAGAUCACACAGCGGAACGCGACCAUUUGUGUGUAACAUCUGUGGAAAAUCCUUUGGGCACGCCGUCAGCUUGGAACAGCAUCUCAAUGUCCACUCACAGGAGAGAAGUUUUGAGUGCAAGAUGUGCGGAAAGACUUUCAAACGCUCCUCAACGUUGUCUACCCACCUCCUCAUCCACUCAGACACCCGGCCGUACCCCUGCCAGUUCUGUGGGAAGAGAUUCCACCAGAAGUCUGACAUGAAGAAGCAUACUUAUAUUCAUACAGGUGAGAAACCACACAAAUGCCAAGUGUGCGGAAAGGCUUUCAGUCAGAGCUCCAACCUUAUCACCCACAGCCGGAAGCACACCGGCUUCAAGCCUUUCAGCUGUGACCUCUGCGGUAAAGGGUUCCAACGCAAAGUGGAUCUCCGACGGCAUCGGGAGAACCAACAUGGAUUGAAAUGAUGAUACAAACUGCCUUUCAUACAUACAUCUCUGAUUAUACUCAAGUAGAAUGGAGAACUUUUAAUUAACUGCCCAGCAAUCAUUGUGAUCAAGAAUACAUCACAAUAUGAUACUUUGAGAAAAGCCUGUGACUGCAAGGUUCUGUUGCUUGUUGUGCAUGUCAAAGGUUCUGCAGCUGAACUGGGGGACAGAAAAAAAGUUAUCUGGAUCUCCAUGCCACAGACAAAGGCCACCACACUUUUCAGCAGAACAAAAUAAUGAAUAUGACACCCUGACUGGAUACACCCAAUAAGCCACGGUGUGCCUUAAAAAUAGCUUUUGUAUAUAUGAUAAUAUAACUGAUUUGUAUAUAUUGAUUAGUGUUCUCUGUGUUAAAAGAUAAAAAAAUCAAUAUUUUGCCCAUUGUGCAAAUCCUGUUUAGUUCUUAUACAGAAAAAUAAAUUGUUGCUCAUA